Molecule: messenger RNA, 998 nt
Organism: Cataglyphis hispanica
Lineage: Eukaryota; Metazoa; Arthropoda; Insecta; Hymenoptera; Formicidae
Gene: mRpL16
Product: 39S ribosomal protein L16, mitochondrial
Exons: 6
Coding region: 220-948 (242 amino acids)
Biological process (GO): mitochondrial translation
Cellular component (GO): mitochondrial large ribosomal subunit; ribosome
Molecular function (GO): structural constituent of ribosome; rRNA binding
Source: RefSeq, a predicted model, not a curated record
AGGUUAUCUAGUGAAAUAUAUAUACGAGAUAGAAUACUAAAACUGUUUUGAGAAAUUUGACAAUGAAAAAAUGUUAAAAUGCAUUAACUAAUUUACGAAUUUCAUCAUCUCGUACAAUAAUUGAGAUAAUUGGAAUCACAUUUCUUUUUAAUUAGAAUCAUUUUAUUGUGUAAUUAUAUAAGCAGAAGAUUAUAUAUUAUAUUAGAUUAACCUAAAAAAAUGAUGCAAGUAUCCAGAAAUAUAAUGCGAACUUUACUUUCUAGCUGGCAGCCUAUAUCGAUAACACCGGCAGCUGGUUUAAAACUCUUUCCUCCACCUAUAAAAUUUGGCAACAUUGAAUAUCCUGAACGACGAAAACUCAGAAUAGUGGAGAAAGUCCCACAAUAUCCACCAGGAAUGCGUGCUUUUAAAAUGCAAAAACGAUUGAGAUACAUGCGUGGUCCAGAGGAGGUGCACAAUUUCCUUUUAUACAAGCAAUACGGGAUCAUUGCAACAGGAGGAGGUAGAUUAAAAUAUAAUCAUUUUGAGAUGAUUCGUUUAAAACUUGGCAGAAAAAUUAAUCAAGAUACAAUGUUUGCAAUUUGGCGUGUAGAUCCACCAUGGCAACCAGUUACAAAAAAGGGACAAGGACACCGCAUGGGUGGUGGUAAAGGUUCCAUCGACCACUAUGUUACUCCAAUUAAAGCUGGACAUGUCAUCCUAGAGCUUGGCGGUCAUUGCGAAUUUUUUGAGGUAAAAAAGAUAUUGUCUGAUAUAGCACGCAUACUGCCAUUUAAAGCCAAAGCUGUCAGUCAAGAAAUGUUAGAUAAAAAUGCAGCUGAACAGGAGUGGAUGGAAAAGAACAACCUGAAUCCUUGGACCUGGAAAUACAUGGUUCAAAAUAAUAUGCUUGGUUGCUUUAAAUGGAUAUCGCCAAAUGAUAAACUAUGGUUUAACAAAUAUUUGUAAAUAACAAGAAAAAAUUGUAAGAAAUUAUAUGUACUUUUCUUUCUAUAAAA